AUGCGGCCGAAGCGGUCUUCGCCUGCCGCAAACCCACCUACGCGACAAGGGACGCGACGAGGGCCACCGACAAAGCCCCAAAAAACAGAACAUGCCCUCUGGGUUGGUAACCUUCCACCAUCGAUUGAUGUUUAUGAUCUAAAGGAACAUUUCUCCCAAGGGGCCACUGAGGAUAUCCAAAGCGUGUUUUUGAUAUCCCAGAGCAAUUGUGCUUUCGUGAACUAUCGAUCUGCCACUUCCUGUGUGGAUGCGUUGACAAGGUUUCAUGGUUCUCAGCUACGAUUUUCACGUCUCGUGUGUCGGCUACGCAAAGGUUUGGAGAUAUCUGAGCUCCACAAGAGGUCGCCUGACCCCGGGAAACACAAUAUAACCUGGCCAGCAGAAUCACCGGGUGAUGAGGCAUACGGCCCGACAGCAUGUCAACCUAAGCUCGAGAUUCAUCCAUCCGAAAAUCGGUAUUUCAUUGUCAAGAGUUUAACGAUAGAGGAUCUUGAAACGAGCAAGGACACUGGAAUCUGGGCUACCCAGCCUCAUAACGAAAUUUCACUCAGCCAGGCUUAUGACACUUCGAAAAAUGUCCACUUGAUUUUCUCCGCGAAUAAAAGUGGCGAGUACUUUGGCUAUGCGCGCAUGUCGUCUUCAAUUGUGGAUGACGAAGAUCUGUCACGAGCGGUACAACUACGAACUCAUUAUUCUUCAGCGAAAACCGAACUCAAUGUGACUCCUACUUUGGCAACGUCGACGGCACCGGCAGGGAUAAUCGUUCGAGAUCUUGGUCGCGGAACAGUGUUUUGGGAAGUCAGGCCUCCCGGGAGCCAUAGUGGUUGCAACGGCAUAGAGUAUGAGCAAGCAGCCUGGCCAGAAUUCUCUUCCUUAGGGACUCCAUUUGGUAUUGAAUGGGUCUCAACGAACCGUGUACUUUUCGACCGCACGCGAGAUCUAAGGGAUCCCUGGAAUGCCAACAGAGAGGUGAGAAUCGCCCGCGAUGGAACGGAGUUAGAGCCCUCGGUAGGCCGCAAGUUGAUACGAUUAUUUCACUCGAUAUAA
Molecule: messenger RNA, 1047 nt
Organism: Penicillium manginii
Lineage: Eukaryota; Fungi; Ascomycota; Eurotiomycetes; Eurotiales; Aspergillaceae
Product: Nucleotide-binding alpha-beta plait
Exons: 1
Coding region: 1-1047 (348 amino acids)
Biological process (GO): mRNA splicing, via spliceosome; regulation of alternative mRNA splicing, via spliceosome
Cellular component (GO): nucleoplasm
Molecular function (GO): mRNA binding; N6-methyladenosine-containing RNA reader activity
Source: RefSeq, a predicted model, not a curated record